AGCUUCUCACCUGCACUCGUGAGUAAAACACCAUCCUGCAUGAAUGGAAGCAACUUUUUCAAACCUGAAAAUACAUGUGCAUCAUAACGAGAUAAGCACAGAGUUCGUGAUAACUGUGCUGAAAGUUGACACGGAAGUCGUCGCUGUUUCCGCUUAAGUGAUGUUGGGUAACUGUUUUGCAAAGAGGCGCGCGCUAUUCAAAACAGUCUGUGAAAGAACCGCGGGGAAACAGAACGCUGGUUGUGGCAAACAAACCACAGUUCCACAACUUUCUAACUUUGUUACGUUGUGGAUAACGUCUGCUUGUGAAGUUAGAAACAUGAUGCCUAGUACUACGAGGAAGCACAGUCGCCCAGCCGAAAGGCCUGUCAAGGAUGGAGGAUCUCCCCUGAAAAGAAAGUCACCCCGGCUGCACCAGUCUCCACUAAAGAAGAUGUCAGCCAGACACCAGGAGAAGGAGAACUGCCCAUCCCCUCAGAGAUCACCAGCUCCAUCUCCCCUAAAGAUUGCUCAGAAGAGAGCCUCUCCAUUCCAGCCUGCUGUGGUUACAGGGUCCUUCUAUGGUAAACGCAAUCCUUUGUACCUGACACCCCUGGAGAGGAAGAUGCUGAAUGAGACCAAAUCACUGCCAAGGCUGACCACUGUGGAUCCGUAUGGAAUACUGACGGAUGCUGAGAAAAAGAGGAUGAUUAACAGUAAUAAGGUCAAGAAAGUGUCCGAUGUACACAGAAUGAAGACUGGCUUAAAGGGAAACGGCAACUUCAAAUCAAGCCUGAUCAAUUCCUCAAAGCCUAAAGCACCCACCAGCACAAAGCAAGUGGAGCCGAAAAAAGGCAUUCCCUUGACCUUCGGUGGUUUAAAGUCUAAGCCCAAGCCUAAGAUCUUCGUUGGGGCUGCCUUUUUCAGCACAGGAAAAAAGCCAGCCUCCAUGUACAAAAAGUCUGCCCUGAAAUCUACCAAGCCAGCUUUGAGUUUUGAGAAAACAAAUGCUCUGGUUCAUGCGUCAGAGGGAAAACAAGAAAAAAAACAAAAAGCCCCAUCUCCAAAGCGAUGUGCUGUUGUAGUGAAGAAACUGCAGGAAGAGCUGCAGUCUCCACCCAGUGUCCAGGAUUUGCUAAAGAGUCCAGGGUCACCUGAGGCCCUCUCACCCAGAGCUAUAGCAGAGAAAUAUGGCAUGAGCAAGGAUGUCAGCAUUGUGUUAAACAUAUCUUUGUCUCCCACAUGUUCAGGAUCCCCAGAAAUAAACACUCAUGAGGACUUUAUCACGGAUGCAGGCUCUCAUGCAGUGUUUGAUCUCAGUGAUAUUAGCCCAUUAACCUGUAUCAGCAGUCCAGUCAAAGACUCCUUAGCCGAUUCUGUAGAAUCCUCAGCUGUGUGUACAAUCUUUGGAUCUGAAUCAAAGAGGCCCCAGAGGAAAGCAGCUCAGGCCUCUCCAAUGAAUUGCAGCACCCCCUCUUCCCUUGGUCACCCCAUUCCCUCUGCUGCUAAAGAGAGAAGAGCCAGGAAGAAGAGAGAUAUGAAUAAACAGGCUGAGGCUGAUGAUCAACUCAUCAUUGAUGCAGGCCAGAAGCAGUUUGGGGCCACCACGUGUGGGUCAUGUGGCAUGAUCUACAGUGCAGACAGCCUGGAAGAUAACUUCCAGCACACACAGUUCCAUAAGCGUUUUCUGGACAGUAUUACGUUUGUGGGCUGGAAGAAAGAGAGGGUGGUAGCAGAUUUCUGGGAUGGAAAAAUCAUUCUGGUUCUACCAGAUGAUCCAAAAUACGCUGUCAGAAAGGCAGAAGAUGUGAGGCAACUUGCUGACAACGAGUUGGGCUUCCAGCAAGUGUCCCUCAGCUGCCCCAGCCAGGCUAAAACCUAUCUGUUUGUGAACAGUGACAGGAUGGUUGUCGGCUGCCUCAUUGCAGAGCACAUACGACAGGGCUUCAGAGUGCUGGAGCAGCCAGAGCAGACUAAGGACAUGACCAAGGAGGAUUUCAUGGAGCACCACAGGGUCUGGUGCUGCUCUAUCACCCCAGAGAAGGCCAUCUGUGGGGUCAGCCGUAUCUGGGUGUUCAGCCUGGCCCGUAGGAAGGGCAUCGCCACAAGGAUGCUCGACACCGUCCGAAACUCCUUUAUGUAUGGGGGCCACCUGACCAAGGAGGAAAUCGCCUUCUCUGACCCUACCCCAGAUGGCAAACUGUUCGCCACAAAGUACUGCGAGACGCCUGCGUUUAUGGUCUACAAUUUCAUUGGUUAAGGCUGAAAUUACAUUUGACAUAUUUUGGUCUUUUAAUGAGUGUGUUAAACGUAGGAAAAUAUACAUUUACAUUAUCACACUACCGUCACCACUUUUAAAUGGACAUACAUCCAUCAUUUCUAAUCACACAUUUUAAAGCCCAUUUCAUAGAGAAUGCUAAACUGGACAAUAUGUAGUAACUUACUUUGAAGAGAUGGCGAUUGAUCUCUUCUACAUAGUUUGAAUAAAAUCAUUACCUCUUAUCACACUUCAGAAUCACAAUUUCUUGGAAAAUACAUGUCAUGCUGCGGUCUUCUAGUGAAACAGGUGCAUUUUGGGUAGAGUAGUUUGUCAGCAAUAGAACUAACCGUUGUGUGCUGCUGCUACUUACAGAAACGCAUUGUGAGCUAAAUAUCUGUACUGAGCAAAAAUAUAAAAACGCAACAUUCAAAGAUUUUGGGCUGGUGUAGUUACAUUUGGUCUGCGGUUGGUACUUAUGGUAGCGAAAUAGCGGUUGGUACUUAUGGUAGCGAAAUUGACAUUCCCCGGAAACAGAUUUAGUGCACUUUCCUACAGUCAACAUGCCAUUGUGCACUCCCUCAACUUGAGACAUGUGUUGCAACAAAACUGCACCUUUUAAAGUGGCCUUGUCCCCAGCACAAGGUGCACCUGUGUAAUGAUCAUGCCGUUUAAUCAGCUUCUUAAUAUGCCACAUGUCAGAAUUUCUCCUUUGAGAAUCCAUUCACCUAACACCUUUGUGCACAAAAUUUGAGAGAAGCUUUGUGCAUGUUGCAUGUGUUCAGUGUAUAACAGUUAAGUUGAUAAAGAUACAAUUUCAGUCAGGCUAGUCUUAAUGACGAUGAGCAUCUAAGCAUAUUAAUUUAACUGCAUGAUCAUUAACAA
Messenger RNA from Oncorhynchus mykiss (rainbow trout), 3121 nucleotides. RefSeq names its product N-acetyltransferase ESCO2. Gene Ontology annotation, cellular component: nucleus; chromatin. Gene Ontology annotation, molecular function: protein-lysine-acetyltransferase activity. Gene Ontology annotation, biological process: mitotic sister chromatid cohesion. The record is from RefSeq and is a predicted model, not a curated record. NCBI's taxonomy places the organism in Eukaryota, Metazoa, Chordata, Actinopteri, Salmoniformes, Salmonidae.